This is a messenger RNA of Colletotrichum phormii, 1649 nucleotides long. RefSeq lists its product as uncharacterized. Bases 387 to 1649 code for a protein of 420 amino acids. The transcript has 2 exons. The record is from RefSeq and is a predicted model, not a curated record. NCBI's taxonomy places the organism in Eukaryota, Fungi, Ascomycota, Sordariomycetes, Glomerellales, Glomerellaceae.
UUGCGUUCUCAUCGGAGAUGGCUUUUUGGGACCAGCUGCUCGCAAAAGUCGCAACUAUCUAUGUAAGGUAAAAAUAAAACCCCCCGACUAAGUGUCAAAACUCUAUUGAAGGAAUUAACAAUUGGAGAUGAGUCUGUAGCUGGGAAGAAAUGGUACCGUAGCCGCCCUGUAAGAGUUAUGAACAUCUACCGUCUUUUCAUCAUUUCUCUUGCCGAGCACAUAUUAAUCAAGGCAUACGACGGCCCAUCAGUCAACAUACACCUGUCAUCUAUCCCUAUAAGAAUACUCACCAAGAAGAACAAGACAAGUGUUAGUGGGUGCUCACUUCAACUCGUAGUACGAGCUAGCCUUUAUCCUGUAAUACCCACCGAGGGAUAAACGGCGAGAUGACGUUCGGCAUAUCCAAGAGGUCCAAAAGAUCCAAGAGCUUAGACGACGCAAGGGACGAGAGCACAAAUGAUCGCGAGCUCGUUUCUAUACGUCGCUUGACGUCUUCGAGUUUCGCCAUGGCCCCACGCCUGGUGCCGGCGGAUAUCGACAUGGCCGCGGUAUGGAAGUCCGUCGAAGCUCCACGUGGGACAUUCACAGUAGACAAAUCCAAGUUCUACCACCCAUCGGGUCCCUUGGCCGACGAUGUCUUUUGGAUGCCGCUGGCCUCUGGCGAUGUUGGCCAUUGUUCUCGGGACGGAUUCCAGAUCGACAAUGAUUCUUGCUCUUCCCGGGUGUUAUACCGCGUCAAGGAGAGGAAGCACCUGACCAAGGGCUUGCUUAUGCACUGCGGGAGCCUCACAAUCGACUACCACCCAUCCGAAUCAGUCAGUCGAUGCUUUGUAGGGUUCGGGGCAAACGCUGAGCAUCGCCUCAUCAUGAUGCUGAAGACGGACUGCCAGCAAGCUGCGGUAAAGGUCACCGCUUGCAUGGCUAGUUUGUUGCAUAGCAAGCUCCAGCGGGAGGGUAGCUUGACGUGGUUGAAGCCGGGUGUGGUCGCCGAUAAGUUGGAGAAAGCUGCCGACUCAUUGAUUGACAUUGCCACGUUGGUUGACCGCUUCAUCCAGACGAUGAGAAAGCUCUAUCAAGGCAAGGAUCGAGAGGGCGGUAUGCCUGUUGGAUUCAAAAGGGCUCUGUUGCUGCUCGGCCUGACCAAGUGGCAUCGCAUCCACCGCGCCAUCAAUGCCAUCCAGUGCCUCAAGAAAGCUUUUCAGAUCGUGGCGGACACGAAUGGACAUGCGAGGAGGAGCAGCAGCAAGGCCCAGUGGUGUAUUGCGGCCAACGUGUAUGGCAUGCUGGGUUGGAGACGAGCACCAGCCAGCCUCGCUCAGCAACAAAACGUGUUGCCCAACGUAUCGACGUCGCUUGAGAUCCUUGGCGAGAUGGACUGGGCCAACUUCCAGACGAGGGACGUGGAGGAGAGAAUGGGACAAGCUGGCGUGACUGUCAGCAUCACCAAAGAAGCCAGCUUUACUCCUGCAACGUUCCGAACUCUGAUGCGAUUUCUGCAACACCGGUCGAUGCAAGAGCCACGAAGCUGGACGGGGGAAAUUCUGCCCGCUCACUUCCGAAUGUUGAAGGGUAUGCCGUGGAUUAGGCAUUGCUGGGUUCCAGAUGGCACCUUCUUGACGGUAUUGUCACUGCCUACUGUGGAGGUGUAA